CACGGAAGUACUGUUAUGAGCAUUAGCCAGAUGUAGCAGCAGAGAGGAUCACAGCGGCAUAAAAAUGAUUUACAGCACUCCAUUCAUCUUUGCACAGAUCACAAGACAGAAGAUACACGCCAUCUAAUAUGGACUCACGCUGAGGAACCGUUCCCAGCGAUUUAGCAAGUAUUUCUUUCCUGGAAAAAGGGAAGCACUUGAAUGAUUUAGUUCUAAUGAGUCAGUGGAUGUUGACUGGGACAAUGAAAGUACAUUUACUGUAAAAUUGCAUUUUAGUAUGUGAACAAAAUAGCAAAGUAGUAAUGAUUUAUGUUUCAUUAAUUUAGUGAGCUUGUAGUUGCAUUCAGUUGAUUUAACUAUAAAGGACAGACAGAUACAUCACUCAAAAAUGGAUGAAGUGGUUAUGGAUCAGAUCAUGUAUGUUGUUCAUCAAAUGGUGUCUUGGAUCGCAUCUGUUGCCAUCAUAUUUGGAGGAGUUGUGCCAUACAUCCCUCAGUACAGGGAUAUCCGCAGGACUCAGAAUGCUGAAGGAUUCUCCACAUAUGUUUGCCUGGUGCUGCUGGUAGCCAACAUAUUAAGAAUACUAUUUAGGUUUGGACGUUACUUUGAGACUCCGCUGCUUUGGCAGAGUAUAAUCAUGAUCAUCACAAUGUUAUUCAUGCUGAACCUGUGCACAAGUGUCCGCAUGGUCACUGAACUCAACACCAAACGGCGCUCGUUCACAGCAACAGACAGUAAGGACGAAGAAAUCAAAGUUCCUAAGAGGCUGUUUCUGGACUUUGACUGGAGCCACUUCUGGUUUUGGAGUCAUUUUGUGGAUUACCUGCAGUGCGUGCUGGCGUUCACUGUGCUGGCCACCUACAUGACGUACCUGCUUCUGGACUCGGUUCUGUUCGUAGAGAGCCUGGGUUUCCUUGCCGUAUUCACGGAGGCCAUGCUGGGAACACCACAGCUUUAUUGCAACUACCAGAACAAAUCUACUGAAGGAAUGAGCAUUAAGAUGGUGUUGAUGUGGACCAGUGGAGACACUUUCAAGACAGGCUACUUCCUGUUGACUCAGGCUCCCAUGCAGUUCUGGAUCUGCGGCCUCCUUCAGGUGUGCGUGGACGUCGCUAUUCUCUUCCAAGUGUACUAUUACAGCCUCUACCCACAGAAACCCUCACACACCACACAUACCACCAGCGCCAAGGCCCUAUGAAACACCCGCAUGUAUUAAGGAAUGUGCUCAAAUCUAUAUUACAAUGUAUAUGUAUGCAUACAUACAUACAAGAUCUUUGUACAGUCUCCCCUAAAAGUAUUUGGGUACUUAAGUCACACUUAAAUAUGUUUGAAUGUCCUUGCAUUAGAAUAUAAAACAUCAAAUUAUGAUGCUAAAGCUUUUCUUACAAUUUCUGUUAUC
Molecule: messenger RNA, 1399 nt
Organism: Rhinichthys klamathensis goyatoka
Lineage: Eukaryota; Metazoa; Chordata; Actinopteri; Cypriniformes; Leuciscidae
Product: solute carrier family 66 member 2
Exons: 5
Coding region: 389-1198 (269 amino acids)
Biological process (GO): retrograde transport, endosome to Golgi; phospholipid translocation
Cellular component (GO): endosome; trans-Golgi network
Source: RefSeq, a predicted model, not a curated record